Messenger RNA from Patiria miniata (bat star), 3359 nucleotides. RefSeq names its product vacuolar protein sorting-associated protein 18 homolog (gene vps18). Gene Ontology annotation, molecular function: protein binding; protein-macromolecule adaptor activity. Gene Ontology annotation, cellular component: endosome; HOPS complex. The record is from RefSeq and is a predicted model, not a curated record. The coding region runs from base 164 to 3106 and encodes 980 amino acids. Gene Ontology annotation, biological process: organelle fusion; endosome organization; endosome to lysosome transport. The transcript has 25 exons. NCBI's taxonomy places the organism in Eukaryota, Metazoa, Echinodermata, Asteroidea, Valvatida, Asterinidae.
AGUCGGGCUAUUUUUGGCUGUGAUAGUGCGCACCGAAAUACGGUGACUUUUGCUGAUUGCAGCGUUGUGAAGGUACUUUUGGAUGACAGAGGAACGGGGUCCAUAACCUCACGGUCACCCUUCAACCGAAGCUGAGUUUCACACGCCCAUUGCUUUCCACAGCAUGGCUUCACUGUUUGACCAGUAUGAGCAAGCCACAGCAAGAGCUGCCUCCAGCAUUUCUCAGGGGCCAAAGGAGGUAGUCUCUGCACCUAUCACCUCUGGAUACGUAACAGCAAAAAUGGAGGAAGAGGUCAAAAUUUUCUCCAGAAUGAAGAUCAACUUCACGCCUCCUCGACCAAUCACUCACCUUGUCGUUAACAACAACAUGCUGAUGAUGGCUAUGUCCGACAAUGUCAUCUUGCGAAUUGAUCUGGAGCACCCAGACCAACCGGACGAGGUGAAAUUGGGAGAGUAUCAGAUUCACAAGUUGUUUCUGGAUCCCACCGGCCGUCAUCUCAUCAUCAGCACUGAGCAGCAGGAAGUCUUCUAUCUAUCCAGGACAGGUCGUAAGGGUAAACCACUCCAAAAACUCAAGGGCCACAUCAUCGAUUCCAUUGGCUGGAACAAGCUGAAUACCAGUGACAGUACAACUGCAGAGGUACUGAUGGGAACCAGCAAAGGUCUGAUAUUUGAGACAGAAAUUCAAUCAGGCGAUGACAGUAGGUUCUUCCAGCAAAGUCUUGACCAGUAUUGGAAACAGGUUUUCAAUUUGGGCAAAGAGGGCGCUGUUCCUGUCACAGGUCUUGAGGUGGAACUCGUCCAACCUGCUCUGCAGAAUGAACGGCGAUUCUUUAUAAUGGCUACAACUCCAGGACGACUGUACCAAUUUGUUGGCAUCAUCCCUAGUUCUUCUGAGACACCUGUUUUCCAAAAUGUCUUUCAUAGGUACGAGGCUAGUCCUGCUAGUUUUCUAGAAUUGCCGGGUAACUUUGGAUACAGUGAGCUCCAGUUCAGCUACGGCAGCAAGAAAACCAUGCCGUCCAAUUUUGCCUGGAUGACUGGUCCAGGCAUAUACUAUGGCGUCUUUGACUUCAAUAGUCAAUCCUCGGACAAUCUCACCAAGGACAGCCGUCUGUUGCCCUAUCCCGACACGGGCAAAGGGGACGUUACUGCUGCUAAACCCAUCGCUAUGGCAUUGACUGAGUUCCAUGUUCUUCUUCUAUUCCAAGACAGAUUAAAGGUGAUGUGUGUUUUGAAUGAGCAACUGAUUGAUGAAGAAGUUUACAAUGUUAAAUACGGUAAAAUAUUAGGCGUUUGUCGAGACAAGACCAGGGGAACCAUUUGGACCUUCACAGACCAGAGUGUCUUCAAGUACAAAGUGGUCAAAGAGUCGAGGGAUGUGUGGCGUAUGUACCUGGACCAAGGCAACUUUGACCGGUCCAAGGAAUUUUGCCAGGACAAUCCGGCCAAUUUGGACAAGGUGCUGACCAGACAAGCCGAGUAUUUCUUUGAAAAUCAAAAGUACGACAAGAGCGCCCUCUAUUUUGCCAUGACGGAGAGGUCGUUUGAGGAGGUGGCGCUCAAGUUCAUCGGUGCCCAGCAGACGACGGCGCUGCGCAUGUUCCUCGACAAGAAACUCAGCACACUCAGGCCGCAGGAGAAGACUCAGAUGACCAUGUUGGUGAUGUGGUUGAUUGAGCUGUACCUGAAUCAGCUGGGGGAGUUCCGAGCUAGGGAAGAGGCUAGAAACACCCACGACAAGGUCCACACCGAGUUCCAGAAAUUCCUGGCCCAAACCAGGGUCAUGGAGUGUCUGAGCGGCAACGUUGAUACGGUGUACGACUUGAUCGCGAGCCAUGGAGAUGUGGAAGACAUGGUGUUCUUUGCUAUGCUCAUGAAAGACUACGAGCGAGUCAUCAGUCACCACAUCCAACACGAUGACUACCACUCCGCCCUCGAGGUCCUCCGCAAGCCCAAGGACACCGGGCUGUACUACAAGUUCUCGCCGGUCCUGAUGCAGCAUAUUCCCAACGAGCUGGUCACUGCCUGGAUUGACCUGGGCAAGACACUGGAUCCGAAGAAGCUGAUCCCCGCCCUGGUGCAGUACGACCACUCGGCCCAGGCCAGCCAGGUUAAUGAGGCAAUCCGUUACUUGAGGUUCUGCACCUUAAACCUUUUCAACACGGAGCAAGCCAUUCACAACUAUCUACUGUCGCUGUAUGCCAAGUUCCAGCCAGAGGAGCUCAUGGAAUACCUGGAGCAACAAGGGGAUAUUGAAGACAGAGUUCAUUACGAUCUGAAAUACGCUUUGAGACUUUGCGCUGAACACAACCACAAGAGGGCGUGCGUCCACAUCUACACAACGAUGGGCCUGUACGAAGAGGCAGUGGAUUUAGCAUUACAGGUGGAUGUUGAUCUGGCCAAGCAGAGUGCAGAGAAGCCCGAAGACGACAACGAGUUGAAGAAGAAGCUGUGGUUGCGCAUCGCCAGGCACGUUGUGGAGAAACAGAGCGAUAUCCAGGAAGCCAUGCUGGUGCUACAGGAAUGCCCUCAGAUCAAGAUAGAAGACAUCCUGCCAUUCUUUCCAGACUUUGUCACCAUUGAUCAUUUCAAGGACGCCAUCUGCAACUCCCUGGCUGAUUACAACGAGCACAUUGAAUCCCUCAAGAAAGAGAUGGAAGAUGCUACAGACAGCGCUCAAAACAUCCGAGGCGACAUCCAGGAAGUCAGAAACAAGUAUGGCAUUGUUGGAGGCAGCCAGAAGUGUGCGUCAUGUAACUAUCCGCUGUUGACGCGAUCAUUCUACUUGUUCCCCUGCCAACACAUGUUCCAUGCUGAUUGCUUGAAUAAAGAGGUCCUACCCCAUCUGACCAUGGUCAAGCGCACUCGCAUGUCUGAGCUACAGAGACGACUGUCCCAGCUACAGACCCAUCGAUCGCCUGCCUCAUCGGCGCCCUCUGGUGACGCAAUAACAAAGCGGGACGAGUUGGAUCAGAUCAAGAACGAGUUGGACGAUAUCACCGCAGCCGAGUGUGUGUACUGUGGCGAGAUCAUGAUCAAAUCGGUGGAUAGACCUUUCAUUGAGCCCGACGAUUACGAUGCCACGAUAAAGAGCUGGGAGUAAUUAAUCCUGUAAUCGUCACAUUUUAUCAUAAAUUUGAUUUUAAAAGAGAUCUUUUAUUUGCCUUUCCUGUGUACCAAUUUUUGCUGAUAAAAAAAACCAUAUAUUUUGUUGAAUGCCAAUGAUGUUGCAAACCUACCUCUAUGAUUUGAGAUUCUGUAAGGAAUUAUAUCAUGGCCGUCUUUUAUUUUUAAAGGUAGAGUGGACCAUUUGCCGCUAUCCAAAAACUAACUUACCAAAUUAUUGUUAAAAUGCU